Messenger RNA from Rana temporaria (common frog), 2091 nucleotides. RefSeq names its product U2 small nuclear RNA auxiliary factor 2 (gene U2AF2). Gene Ontology annotation, molecular function: poly-pyrimidine tract binding; pre-mRNA 3'-splice site binding. Gene Ontology annotation, biological process: female sex differentiation; mRNA processing. Gene Ontology annotation, cellular component: commitment complex; nucleus; nuclear speck. NCBI's taxonomy places the organism in Eukaryota, Metazoa, Chordata, Amphibia, Anura, Ranidae. The coding region runs from base 215 to 1663 and encodes 482 amino acids. The transcript is spliced from 12 exons. The record is from RefSeq and is a predicted model, not a curated record.
ACUUUAUCCGAGAACAGCCGAACCAUAAAGGCGAGCGGGAUUCUCUUUGACGGAGAUAGCCGAAGUGUACGAUAAGUCCAACCCCUUUUUCCGGAAACAGCCGAUGUUCUUUAGCUAAGUGUGGAGCUGUUGCCUCGUCUUCCUCUUGAAGAGAACGAGGAGAGAAGGGGCCGCACUUGGGACGUCGGCCACGGUGACCGCUUCAGCCUUCAACAUGUCUGACUUCGACGAGUUCGAGCGGCAACUGAACGAGAAUAAACAAGAGCGAGACAAAGAGAACCGUCAUCGAAAACGUAGUCACAGUCGCUCUAGAAGCAGAGACCGGAAACGGCGAAGUCGCAGUAGAGAAAGACGAGUAAGAGAGCAACGCAGUGGAUCUCGGGAUCGGAGGAGGCGUAGGACAUGUUCUGUUGAAAAAGAAGAAUUGCCAGAUCACCAGAAGAAAAUAAAUCGGUCCCCCAGGCAUGAAAAGAAAAAGAAGAUUCGCAAAUAUUGGGAUGUCCCGCCACCAGGUUUUGAACAUAUCACUCCUAUCCAGUAUAAAGCCAUGCAAGCUGCUGGUCAGAUUCCUGCUACAGCUCUCCUUCCAACAAUGACACCCGAUGGACUUGCUGUUACACCCACACCUGUGCCUGUUGUGGGCAGCCAGAUGACCAGACAGGCCCGUCGACUUUAUGUUGGAAAUAUUCCAUUUGGAAUAACAGAGGAAGCAAUGAUGGACUUCUUUAAUGCUCAAAUGCGCCUUGGUGGAUUAACACAAGCUCCUGGAAACCCUGUCCUUGCAGUGCAGAUCAACCAAGACAAAAACUUUGCUUUCUUAGAGUUCCGAUCUGUUGAUGAGACCACACAGGCAAUGGCAUUUGAUGGCAUAAUUUUCCAAGGCCAGUCGUUAAAGAUUCGCCGUCCGCACGAUUAUCAACCUUUGCCUGGCAUGUCUGAAAAUCCAUCUGUGUAUGUGCCAGGGGUGGUAUCCACCGUUGUUCCAGACUCUGCACACAAGCUAUUCAUUGGAGGUUUACCCAACUAUCUGAAUGAUGACCAGGUAACCAUGGCGUCAUUAAGCCUAUGGGUUAAAGAGUUGCUUACAUCUUUUGGACCUUUGAAAGCCUUUAAUUUGGUAAAAGACAGUGCUACAGGUCUUUCUAAAGGAUAUGCUUUCUGUGAAUAUGUGGACAUCAAUGUCACAGAUCAGGCUAUUGCUGGUCUUAAUGGAAUGCAACUGGGAGACAAAAAGCUUCUUGUACAAAGAGCAAGCGUUGGUGCAAAGAAUGCAACAUUGAGCACGAUAAACCAAACUCCAGUAACUCUUCAAGUACCUGGACUCAUGAGUUCUCAGGUGCAGAUGGGAGGACAUCCUACAGAGGUGUUGUGUCUUAUGAAUAUGGUUUUGCCUGAAGAACUACUGGAUGAUGAAGAAUAUGAGGAGAUUGUGGAAGAUGUAAGAGAUGAGUGCAGCAAGUACGGCAUUGUUAAAUCUAUCGAAAUACCACGACCUGUUGAUGGUGUGGAAGUACCAGGAUGUGGCAAGAUCUUUGUGGAAUUCACCUCAGUCUACGAUUGUCAGAAAGCCAUGCAAGGACUCACAGGACGCAAAUUUGCAAACAGAGUAGUGGUUACAAAAUACUGUGAUCCCGAUGGUUACCAUCGUCGUGAUUUCUGGUAGAUGUAGUUGUGUACAGGAUAAUGAGUGGAAAGAAAAUGAGUUUGAGAGGGAACUGGAUGCUCGUAAGGACUUCGCGACACCCAAAGUUGCCCCCCAUCCCCCCCAAGCCCUACUCCCUUCCAACCCCUUUUUCUUCCAGGAGGCUUAUUCUCAUAUGAAGUGUUUAUAUGGCCAAAUUUAUUUUUUAUUUUUUUCCCCCCGAAGCAACAUAACCACCCAUUUUCUCUUUUAAAGUAAGACACAUGUAUCCUUGUUGACCCCCCCCGACCCCACCUCAAUACAAAACAAGCCCUGGAAGUCUCCUCCAUGGACAAUGAGAAAUGUCAGUGGUUAUACUGUAGUAAUAUGUUGUCUAUCUAAUUUCUUUCUGUGGCAGUUUCAUAUUUGCGAAGACAAAUUGCUAAUUAAAAACAUUUUGUUGUAUUUUA